AUGUCAUCGAAUUUAGAAGCACCUCCGUUAAUGAGGAAAUUGUUAAUUGGACAACUUUUUCAAAAUGCUGAUAGAUUACCGGUAUACAAUUCUAUUCGACAAAUAUGGGAAAUGGAUAUAGUGGAAGAUGGUAUUCUAAUGAAAUUAUCAUGGUGUAUGUUAUGGUUACAGGGAAGGAUAACUAAAUGUUAUCAUCCAACAAAUUGUAACUUUUUGCUUGAUGAUGGUACAGGUGAAAUGUUAAUUGUUUACGAGUUGAAUAAAAGCCAAUGUAUCAACUAUAAACCAAAUAUUGGAGAUUAUGUUGCUGUGGUUGGAAAAUUAUGUCAAGCUGACGAAGAUUCGAAGAACGAAACCUUCAACUGUUGGCAUAUCUUAGCAAAAAGUGUUACAAAAUUAGGUAGUCAAGCUGUACAAAUUGGUCAAUGUGAAUCAUUAUCACAGAAAGAGGUAUCGAAUUCAGCAAUUUAUGAAUUAUCAUGGCCUUUAGAAGUUGUAGAUAUGAUGUAUUCUUUAUAA
Messenger RNA from Heterobilharzia americana, 519 nucleotides. The record is from the annotation of a GenBank genome assembly. NCBI's taxonomy places the organism in Eukaryota, Metazoa, Platyhelminthes, Trematoda, Strigeidida, Schistosomatidae.